Messenger RNA from Empidonax traillii (willow flycatcher), 8829 nucleotides. RefSeq names its product sorbin and SH3 domain containing 1 (gene SORBS1). Gene Ontology annotation, cellular component: cell-substrate junction; nucleus; cytoplasm. Lineage: Eukaryota; Metazoa; Chordata; Aves; Passeriformes; Tyrannidae. The record is from RefSeq and is a predicted model, not a curated record. Gene Ontology annotation, biological process: cell-substrate adhesion. Gene Ontology annotation, molecular function: protein binding. The transcript has 36 exons. Bases 352 to 6768 code for a protein of 2138 amino acids.
UGUAUUUCUUUGUUACCCUUGCUAAAUUAUUUUGUAAUCGGGCAGACGAAGGCACACUUUCUGGUUGGAAUCUGUAUGGCUGCAAGUACUGUCGUGGAUCAGAUUCCAUGAUGAGGGGCACAACUUGGAUUUACAGCAAUAGAACUGAGACCUGGACUAACUGCAUUUGAAAUCAGUUAUUCUGGAUUGAUGCAGCAGUAUGAGCUGUUACGUAGCAGUUGCAUGUGAAGAGAAGACGGAGUGGAAGUCAUUGUCAGAGGAUCCUGCCCUAAGCUGGGCCUGAAGAGUUCAUCCAGCUGACUGGUACAUAAACAAAAUCCAGAAGUAAAAAAGGAAAGUCCCUCUGCCACAAUGAGCUCUGAACACGAAGAAAUUGAUGCUGCAAAAACUGUUGUCAAUGGGCUGAGCAGCAACGGACAAGAAAAAGCUGUUGGCGUCCCUUUAUGUACACGCUCUAUUUCUGCCGUUAAAAUAAUCCCUGUGAAGAAAGUGAAAAGUUCUCCUCACCUAGUGCUGCCUACAGAAACGGAUCCCACUAAAGUCUGCAGUGGAAAAGGAGCUGUAACCCUCCGGGCAACUCCAGCCCAUGAAGGGAAUCGGAAUAUCACCUCGCCAUGUCCUCAGGAUGUUGAACAACCUGAAAGUCUGGAGCCAGAAAACUCAGAAACAGAUGAUUGGAGGUCGUCGUCCACCACUGAUGCCAAUGGGGAUGCCCAGCCGUCUUCUCUGGCUGCCAAGGGUUAUAGGAGUGUGCGUCCGAACCUUUCCUCAGAUAGCAAGCCACAGGCCCUUGCUCCUCCCCGUCCUCCUCUUCCCAAAGAGGAAAGCUUUGCAUGGCGUCCCCGCACUGACACUAAAGCGACCAACCUGUUGCCAGUGCCCAUCAUGGACUGCGUGUACCUGAAUGCACCCAAGCCUUAUACGCAGCGUGCAUCACCAACCACCAGUGCACGGUGUUAUUUGUCAUCACCUACCCCUUAUGGGGCCGUCCCCAGCGGGAAGCAAGGCUUGCCAGCAGGGCAUUCUUCCUCUUCAGGCCCCAGAGAUGAGGUGCAUGCUGGGCAGCCACUCUUGGAAAGUCGCUCCUCGUCGGGUGCAUCAUCCGUACAACACAACCCUGACAGGGCAGAUCCCAGUAGUAAGGCUGGAAUGAAUUCCAGUCAUGAGACGAAGGCGGAUAAAAAGGUCAGCAAACUAUAUGUAGCUUGUUUAUCUAACAGCACUUGCUCAGCCGCAUCUCAGAAUUCCGCUGGCACCACACAUGACCAGGCAGCCAGCACCAGUUUGGGCGCUGAGCUCACUCAGGCACCAGCCACCAACAUUGUUUCCUCUGUAACAGACACUGAAAAGUCUCUUCCUGCUGCUCCUCCUCCUCCUAUUCCUCCCAGGCCGUACUUUUACAUUGUCCUCAGCAAAGACGCAGUUAGUUAUGGUGCGGGCCAACCCUCCCGGACUCAGUCGCCAGCUCCGCAAGCUGUGAGGGACAGAGUGCUAGAGCCCCAGAGCACAACUGCCACAGAGGACAGGAUGAGAAAAGAGCCUUACCUUACUCAGCAGCGACAGCCACCAUACAAGGCAAUGGGACGCAGCAUGGAUGCCACUGCCACCACCACAACUCAGCCUGGAGUUAUAGUAGUCCCCCUCCUCCAGGUUAAUCCAGACAGACAACAAGAAGGCAGCUCCAGCACUCCACCACCGCCUCUGGUUCCUUUUGGGCAAGGCUCCGUAUUCCCUGAGAUUGUUUCUCCUGGCUCACCCUUGACCUUUCCAACUCUAGAUGAUUUCAUUCCCCCACAUCUCCAGAGGGGCUCCCACCAUAACCAAGCACCUUCCACAUCUGGCACAUUACCCUCUGUUUACCCGAAACUGCCAUUCUUCUCAUCACCACCUUCACUUGUCCCUCCAGUCACGGGGGCUUUGCACAGGGGCUUGAAGCCUGAAAUCACUGGAGUCAUCUCACAUACAGACCCAGGUCCUGUGCUAAAUGAAGUGCCCCAGCCUGGCACUGGCACUGACUAUCCAACCUCCAUCACUUCAAUCAGCAAAUCUGCCUCUGCCUAUCCUUCUACCACAAUCGUCAAUCCCACUAUUGUCCUCUUGCAGCACAAUCGAGAACAGCAAAAAAGGCUUAGUAGCCUGGCAGAUUCAGUGCCAGACAGAUUAGUUUCUGAUAAAGUUGAUUCAGCACUCGUACGGGACAAGCUGGUUCAGGAGACAGUGCCAAGUGAGAAGAGGUCAAUGGAGGAAAAGAGAAGCACUAUCAAGAGCCCUCACCACAUGGCUGAUACCUCUGUUGAUGAUAUUGGGAUUCCGCUGAGGAAUACCGACAGAUCGAAGGACUGGUACAAGACGAUGUUCAAACAGAUCCACAAGCUAAAUAGAGACACUCCUGAAGAAAACCCUUAUUGCCCUACCUACAUAUUUCCUGAACUUCCUGAAAUCCAGCAAAAACCUGAAGAAGACAAUCCUUAUUCUCCUACAUACCAGUUUCCUGCGUCUACUCCUAGUCCUAUCUCUGAAGAUGAAGAUUCUGAUUCAUACUCUCCUCGUUAUUCCUAUUCCGAGGACAGCAGAACCCAACUUUCAGUUCCCCGGUCCAAGAGUGAGAUGGACAAUAUUGAUUCAGAGAAGGUUGUAAAGAGGUCUGCCACUUUGCCACUUCCAAACCGUACUUCAUCACUGAAAUCAAGCCCAGAAAGGACGGACUGGGAGCCUCCAGACAAGAAGGUGGACACCAGAAAAUAUCGUGCAGAACCCAGGAGCAUUUAUGACUAUCAGCCAGGAAAGUCCUCCGUUCUGAACAAUGAAAAGAUGACUCGGGAUAUAAGCCCAGAAGAGAUAGAUUUAAAGAAUGAACCUUGGUAUAAAUUCUUUUCGGAAUUGGAGUUUGGGAAACCGCCUCCAAAAAAGAUUUGGGAUUAUACUCCUGGAGAUUGCUCUAUCCUUACUAGAGAGGAUAGAAAGACUGAUCUAGAAAAAGACCUCUACCUCUACCAGACUGAGUUAGAGGCAGAUUUAGAAAAAAUGGAGAAGCUUUAUAAAGCGCCACAUAAAAAGCCACAGAAGAAUACGGCAGGUGUUACUCCUCUGGAAACUUCCACAGACCAUUCUUCCUACUCCGCCUAUUCACCCAACUACAAUGCAGUGAAGAGGGAGUCGGAGCAAGCUCUGGGAGACCCUGCUGCCUUGGAGAAUGAAAGGCAAAUUUACAAGAGUGUACUGGAAGGUGGAGAUAUCCCGUUCCAGGGACUGAGUGGUCUCAAGCGACCUUCGAGCUCUGCUUCCACAAAAGUGGAUCGUAAAGGUGGGAAUGCUCAUAUGACUGCACCCUCUUCAGUUAAUAGCCGAACCUUUAACGCUAGUCAUACCGGUAUGUUAGGUCACGCAUGUAAACAUAAGAAGCCCUUAUCAGCUGCAAAAGCCUGCAUUACUGAAAUCCUCCCUUCUAAAUUCAAACCCAAACUAGCAGCUCCAGCUGCUCUUUUGCAGGACAAGACGGGUAUCUUGCUGUCUCACGAGAAAGCUCAAAGCUGCGAAAACCUUCGUAGCUCCAUUGCCUUGUUUGAUAAUAAAAAGGCUUUCAUGGUAGAUAUAGGGGAAAGCAUAGAAAACAUCUUUAUGAAGUCAAAGCAAGAGUAUGCCAUCAAAUCCGGCAGUACCAUGAGCCUGCAGGAGUAUGGCACCAACUCUAGGAAAGGCUACCUGUUCCCUGCCUCCAGGAAAAGUGGGAUGGAGUUUACAACACUCUAUAAAGACAUGCACCAGAUCAACCGGUCCAGGAUCCAUUUGGACACAGUCUCCUCCUGCAGCGUGAAGGAUAUUGCAUCUCAGUUUGAGAAUGAAGCAAAGGACAAGAUGGAGCACAGCCUUAGUCGAGAGGAUUCAGAGCAGAUCCCCAAAGACACUGUUUCCUCCCGUAUCAGUGCCUUUGAGCAGCUGAUCCAGAGAUCCCGAUCAAUGCCCUCACUUGACUUUUCUGCUGGACAAAACAAAUCCACCACUUCUCUUCAGUCUAAAAUUUGUCUGAGUGCUGCAUACUCUGCAGAGAUUCUUCUGGAUUUGUCAAAAGCACACCUAGAAGAGAAGGAUGCUGCCUGCUUGGCCAACAAAUCCUCUGUCUCCUGCAGCAAUGUGGAGGACACGGCUUCAGAUGUCAGUGAUGCCAUUCCUAUGGACACACUUUCAGCUUGCACAGAUGAGAUAGAUCUUCUCUCAAAUGCCUCCAAUGACAGUGGCAGCAGCAGCAGCAACCUCAAUGGGCCUCAGAAGCAUAAAAUCAACAGAUGCAAAGGCCCAUGCCCAGCUUCCUACACCAGGUUCACUACCAUCCGAAGGCACGAACAGCAGCAAGCCUCCAGGAACCCUGAUUCCAAAGGGGAUGUCUAUGGGGACAGGCACAUGCUCCCCAGAAAUGUCUACCUAAUGAGCCCGCUCCCAUUUCGAUUGAAAAAGCCCUUCCAACACAAAUCCUGCAGAACUCCACCCCCAGACUGCCUGACAAGCCUGGCAGUGCCCAGCCCUGAGAACCCAGAUGACCCCAUACAGCUGCAGGGGAAUGUAGGAAACAAGAGUCACCACUCCCAGCACCAACUGUUCUCCAGAAGCAGGCCUCUUGCCCCCAGGCGCCUGUCUUCCUUUGACAUUGUGGAAAGGCUUGGCUACUUCCCCACCAUGGGACCUAGCCGAGAUAGCUUCAUGGGCCGGGCUGACACUCCUGACUCCUUAAACAAUGGGAACCCUGUUCCAUAUGCUCUCUGUCACAGCCUGGACACAAACAACAACCCGCAAAGUGAACUUGGGACGUACCUAGGAGAUUCAGAAUCACCAAGGCAUUUUGCACCAGUUGAUUACAUGGAAACUCCAGAAGAAAUUAUCCGCAGGCGGCAUGAUGACAAAGAGAAACUUUUAGAGGACCAGAGACGGCUUAAACGUGAGCAAGAAGAAGCUGAUAUUGCAGCUAGAAGGCACACAGGGGUUAUUCCAACGCACCAUCAGUUUAUCACUAAUGAGCGAUUUGGGGACCUCCUAAAUGUAGACGAUACAGCAAAGAGGAAAUCUGGGUCAGAGAUGAGACCUGCUAGAGCCAAGUUUGACUUUAAAGCACAGACGCUAAAGGAACUUCCUCUGCAAAAAGGAGAUAUUGUUUACAUUUACAAGCAGAUUGACCAGAACUGGUUCGAAGGUGAACACCAUGGCAGAGUUGGCAUCUUCCCACGAUCAUACAUAGAGCUCCUUCCACCAGCUGAGAAAGCUCAGCCCAAAAAGCCAUUACCAUUGCAAGUAUUGGAAUAUGGAGAUGCUAUUGCUAAAUUCAACUUCAAUGGGGAUACCCAAGUGGAAAUGUCCUUCAGAAAGGGUGAAAGGAUCACAUUGAUUCGACGAGUGGAUGAGAACUGGUAUGAAGGAAGAAUCUCUGGCACCAGUCGCCAAGGCAUCUUCCCUGUCACUUACGUGGAAGUGCUCAAAAGGCCAGUGGUCAAGAAUGCCAUUGACUAUCCUGACCCACCAGUGUCCCUCUCCCCCAGCCGCAGCAUCACGGCUUCACCACAGUCUCCCAGCUCUGAGCUGCUCCAUACACCAACUCCUCCGCCUUUGCCUUUCGCGCGCCGCGCCCUAUCUCCAGAGGUGCAGGCGGUCACCUCUGAGUGGAUUGCUCUGACUGUAGGAGUGUCUCCCAGCACCACUCCUGCCAUAACUCCUCCAUUGCCUCCUCCGCCUGAAGCCUCCCUCUCUCACACUGACUAUCUCUCGCCUUCUGCUGCAGCCAGCCCUUCCCCCACACUCAGCCUCCACCAUUCUCAUCUCUCUGGCUCCUCGACUCCCAGGUCCAUUAAGUCCCCAUUGCCCUCUUACUCAUCUAGACCUCAGUCUUCUGCCCACAGUUUCUAUCAGGCCACUCCACAAAGCGAAGAAAAGUUUGUUGACUCCCCUCCUCCCAGCGUGACCUACUCUAACUCCUCUCGCUGGGCAGUGGAGAGCCCCGAAAGCAUCCUGGCAGAGCAGCGGGACACCACUGGCAGCCAAGCCUGGUUCCAAAAGACUAGAGAGGGCAACAGCAACCCUGAGCAGAGCGCUCACGCUGUUCCCAAGAUCUCUGUUGAGCGCUGCCUGAAACCAUCCCAACUAGACAUGCGUGCGAGCCCAGAAAAGAGACCUGUGGGUUCCUCUGAGGACAACCAGUUGUGUCAGGAGCUAAUGGCUAUUGUUCAGGGAGGUAAAACAGAGAAAAAAGACGUGAGGAAAGGUGAUCUGGGAAAGUUUCAAAGCGGGGAAAAGAAGACUACAGACUCAAAAGUAUUCUCUUCAUCUGCUUCUCUUACUUCCUCUACCCUCUCUUCCUCUACUGUCACAACACAGCCACCUCCCAGACUUACACGCAGAGUCAGUAAGCCACAGGAAGCUGUUUGCAAUGAGAUCAUAAACAUUGCAGAAAAGUCUGUUCAUUACUGCAGUACUAUUUCUCAGCCUCUUGACUCUCGCCACAAGGUGACCACUAAUGACCAUAAACCAUCUCUCAUCAUUUCUCAGCAACCUCAAGCACAGCAGCAAGGAGCCAGCCCUGAGCGAAGUCAAACACCACGAGACAUAGUUAGCUAUCAAGCCCUCUACAGCUAUACUCCUCAGAAUGAUGAUGAGCUGGAACUGAGAGAUGGUGACAUUGUCGAUGUCAUGGAGAAAUGCGAUGACGGCUGGUUUGUGGGUACAUCCAGGAGAACAAGGCAAUUCGGCACCUUCCCAGGCAACUACGUGAAGCUUUUGUACCUGUAAAAUAACAGUGAUCCUACCAUGUCAGUGAUGGGAUUGUUUUCCAGAUGAUGUUUUCAAACAGUGAAGAAACAGACAAUUUAUGAAUGUAAUGGACAAGAGACGAGAUGUGUUAGGAGGAUGUGGUUAUGUGGUACAGUAUUGAGUUGAAUGUGUAGCCCUGCUUCCACGGAGUCAGGGUGUGAUUUGUUUGCUGAAGAAGAGACAGUUUCUAGUUUACAGUGCUGCCUUUGUGUAUUCCUCUCCCUUCCUCGGCAAGAGUUUUGAUGAUAAUCUUAAUUUGUACGGAGUACCUCUGAGAAGGCUUCAGGGAAGCAUGUGGUAUAGGUUUUGUUUGUGUUGAGGUAGGAUAGUGCUUUGGGCAGUACGCAGCCACUCAUGUUCAUUGGCAGGUUUCAGGGAGUUCAGGCUUUCCUCACAGUUUCUGCCUCUCUGAAGACUCACUUUGCUCUGCUUUCCACUUCCUGUCAUGCAUCUUAAGACCCAGCAGAGGCAGUGGCUGGCUGACAGAGUUAAACUGCAGAGCACUGUGUGGAAAAGGAGCUUGGGACUGGUUUAAUCCAGAGACGUCAGAUAAAACAUAAUGCAAAUGGGCAAAAAUCCCAAACCCUUUAAUAACAUUACCAAUCUCUGCAGGUUUUUUUCUUUUGUGCAGGGUGUGUGUGUGUGUGUGUGUGAGUGUAUUGUGUGCAUCAAAAUGAACUGAGUCCUGUUUUUAAAGAGAAAUCAGCCUGGCUUUGACAUUUAUCUGCACAAAGAACAGAACCAAUAAGCAGAACAUCUGUGAGAGCAAAUCCUGGUUUUGAGUCCUACAGUUGUUCACUUUCUCUGCUCCUCAUGCCCUGUUGCUGGCCCUAAAGGAUCACACACUUUUUGCAGUAUAUGCCUCGGGAUGAAGGUUUUGCUUCUUUCCCAGCAUUAAAUCUUAGUGGCUCUAUUAAAUCUGAGCAACGUUAUCACUAAGGGUGCCUUUUUUUUUUCCUUUUUGUUACAGUGUUGAUGGUAGGUCUCAAAUAAAACAUGCAUUUUGGCUGCCUCUUAGUCAUGCAAAAAAGUCUAAUCAAUUUCGAAUGCUGUUCCCAGCAGUUACUACCCGUUACAUAGAUUUGUAUUUCCUUGAGGAAAAAAAAUAACAUGGCUUGGCUGGAUGCUUGCCUGUAAAUCCACUCUGAAUACUCUUUUGAUAGACAUUUUCUUAUUAAGAAAAAGCAUAAACAAAACCGGUUCUAUCAGACUCUGCUUCCUACAAUUACCGUACAAAUAGCAAAGGGUUAGAUUGCUAUUUUGUCAUAAGCCGUAUUUAAUAAUAUAAAAUGCCUAUUUUUAUGCUGAUGCUUUUAUACAGAUUUAUUAAGAGUAACUACAACUAACUGUUAGCACGACUUGCAAUGUUUUGAUAAACUAGCCAUGCUCCUGGGUUUGAAAUCAAGUAGGCUUGUCUUCCACCUAGGUCAGUGGAAGAGAAGACUCCGUGUCUCAGAAGUUUGACUGUAAAUAUGUAUAUUUAACUUUGUACAGACAAUGUACUUACCUUGUAUAGAAAAAUAAUUUAAACACAUUGAGUGAAGGGAGGGAAAAAAAGGCAGUUGUGAAAGGUUGGGUUUUUUUUCCACUUUUAUUUAAAUGAUGGAGUUCCAUGUAUGUUCACAUAAAGAGUUUUAGCACAAAACAUUCAUUAUGAAAGGCUUUCAGAUAUGACACAAAGCACUACUGUUUCUUUUCUGCAGGAGAUACAUUGAAUCCUGCAUCUUAUUUAUGGGUUUGUUGUUCUGCUUUGGAUUUGCCCUCCAGUUAUUUGCAGCAAUAUUUAGGCCUGUUGCUAAGAUUGGAUAACAUCAAAUUAAUCUAUCCAGCGAAAUAACGUGUUGAUAUUGAUUGUAUAUAACAUACUCGUUUAGAGGUUAAUUUUUGGUUCUUGCUCUUGCCAGUUUAAGUUACACACACACACACAUACACACACACUCUCAUAUCCACACAAAAUGCAACUUAUUUUUGUGUUGAUUUUUUGUUUCUUAUUGCAGUGGAUUACUAUUUGACAAUUAAUAAAUGGAAUUAUUGAAUUAC